AUCCCCCAUGAUCCCUUUUCACGCCGGCGCGCGUCCUCUCCUCACAGCGCCGGCGCCCUGGGCUCAUCCGCCAUCUUGGUUUCCAGGGUGACAGGACCGUGGUGGCUGGCAGUAGGCCGGGCCGACCCGGCGCGGAGCGGAGAUGCUGGCCUGCCUGAUGAGCAGGCCUCUGCCGCCGGGUCUGGCGCGGCUCUUCGGGGCGAGGGCGGGGCUCCCGCUGGCGGUGCGCGGGGCCUCGGCGGCUUCCGCGGCGUCGGCCUCGUCGUCGCUGGCCGGGCGCGAGGAGCUGCAGUACCCAGGCGAGGCCUCUAGGGGCCGCCCGCAGCGCCAGGCGGCGGCAGAGGGAGAAGAGGAAGAAGAAGUGAGGCUGGCGAAGCUGCAGCGCCGCCGCGCGCCCUCCAGGGGGCGCUGCGGGGAAGAGGCGCUGUGGCCGCAGUGCAAGGCGGCGGCCGCCAGGGGGCAGGACGCGCAGCAGCAGCAGCAGCUGGGAAGAUACCCCUGCGAGGCGGGCGCCGCCCUGGCGGCGGGCAAAAGGGUGGCAGCCGAAGGAGGAUGGUUGCCCAGGCUGCCCUGCCAGGAGGAGGAUCAGCAGCAGCUGCCAUCCGGGGACGCUAGCGCCCGCCCGCUCCGCAGGGAGCCCAGCGGUCUGCGCCUCUGGACCAACCCAGAGAGGGCCGGGCGCCACCGCAGCAAAGGGAACCGCGGCAACAGGCACGGCCCCAGGAUCCCGUCCUUCACUGCCACCGCCGUGGCAGCCGCCGGGCUGGCAUUCUGCUACAGCAAGGGCAACGUCUCCAAAGAAGACUCUCUACUGGAAGCUGCACAGAUCAACAACAUUUCCGAAGUGGACAGGUUGUUGCAGGAAGGUGCCAGUGUGAAUGCCCGGCACAAACUUGGCUGGACAGCUCUGAUGGUAGCUGCCAUAAACCGGAAUUCAAGUGUGGUAAAGCUGCUGCUCACAGCCGGAGCUGACCCAAACCUAGGAGAUGAGUUCAGCAGCGUCUACGAGACGGCCAAAGAGAAGGGGCUCCACUCCCUGGAAGUUCUGGUCACGCGGGAGGACGACUUCAACAACCGCCUGAACAAUCGGGCCAGUUUCAAGGGCUGCACAGCUUUGCAUUAUGCUGUGCUGGCAGACGAUUACUCCACGGUCAAGUUGCUUCUGGAUGGAGGUGCCAACCCCCUGCAGAGAAAUGAAAUGGGGCACACGGCCGUGGAUUACGCACGGGAGGGGGAGGUCAUGAAGCUCUUGAAAGCGUCUGCAACAAAGUUCCAGGAAGAGCAGCGCAAGAGGGAAAUAGAGGAACGGCGAAGGUUCCCGCUGGAGCAGAGACUCCGGGAACAUAUCAUUGGCCAGGAGAGCGCCAUAGCAACUGUUGGAGCUGCCAUUCGGAGGAAGGAAAAUGGCUGGUAUGACGAGGAGCAUCCCCUGGUUUUUCUCUUCUUGGGAUCGUCGGGAAUAGGCAAAACUGAACUGGCCAAGCAGACUGCUAAGUACCUGCACAAAGAUGUCAAGAAGGGUUUCAUCAGGCUGGACAUGUCUGAGUUUCAGGAAAGACACGAGGUUGCCAAGUUCAUUGGCUCUCCGCCCGGUUACGUCGGCCAUGAGGAAGGCGGGCAGCUCACCAAGAAGUUGAAGCAGUGCCCCAAUGCCGUGGUGCUCUUUGACGAAGUGGACAAGGCCCACCCGGAUGUCCUCACCAUCAUGCUGCAGCUGUUUGAUGAAGGCCGGCUGACAGACGGUAAGGGGAAGACCAUUGACUGCAAAGAUGCCAUCUUCAUCAUGACCUCCAACGUGGCCAGCGACGAGAUCGCGCAGCAUGCCUUGCAGCUGAGGCAGGAGACCGUGGAACUCAGCAGGAAGAGAAUUGCCGAAAAACUAGACGACGUCCAGAUCACAGACAAGAUAACGAUCUCUAAGCAGUUCAAGGAGAAUGUCAUUCGCCCCAUCCUGAAGGCUCACUUCCGGAGAGACGAGUUCCUGGGAAGGAUCAACGAAAUUGUCUACUUCCUUCCCUUUUGCCACUCGGAGCUCAUCCAGCUUGUCAACAAGGAGCUGAGCUUCUGGGCUAAGAGGGCCAAGGCAAGGCACAACAUCACCUUAGUGUGGGACAGGGAGGUGAUGGACGUGCUGGUGGAUGGCUACAACCUGCACUACGGAGCCCGCUCCAUUAAGCACGAGGUUGAGCGCCGAGUUGUGAACCAGCUCGCCGCCGCCUACGAGCAGGACCUCCUGCCCCGCGGUUGUACCUUGCGCAUCACGGUGGACGACUCGGACAAGCGGCUCCUGAAAGCCAAGGGCAGCUCUUCCCCCGCGGAGGGCCAGAGGAAGGGCCCCACGCUGCGGCUGGAGAUAGUUGAGAAGGACAGCAAAAGCCGGAAGCUGGACAUUCAGGCCCCGCUGGCUCCCGACGAGAUGUCCUAUACUUUAUAGGCCCGUGGGGUGCCCCCUGCGGAGCUUCAGGUUUUGUGGUCAGUAAUAAAACAAUCAUGAUAUGUAGACGGAGGAGUAAGGAAAGGUGGUUUCGGGAACCCGGGUUUCUCUGGAGAUCAGAGCUUAGCUGGGAGAGAGA
Lacerta agilis (Sand lizard) is the source of this 2573-nucleotide messenger RNA. It is a transcript of the gene CLPB, whose product is annotated as caseinolytic mitochondrial matrix peptidase chaperone subunit B. The transcript is spliced from 16 exons. The record is from RefSeq and is a predicted model, not a curated record. Gene Ontology annotation, biological process: cellular response to heat. Gene Ontology annotation, molecular function: ATP binding; protein binding; ATP hydrolysis activity. The coding region runs from base 143 to 2434 and encodes 763 amino acids. Lineage: Eukaryota; Metazoa; Chordata; Lepidosauria; Squamata; Lacertidae. Gene Ontology annotation, cellular component: cytoplasm; mitochondrion.